This is a messenger RNA of Daphnia pulex (common water flea), 675 nucleotides long. Its product is annotated as RING-H2 finger protein ATL64-like. Gene Ontology annotation, cellular component: peroxisomal membrane. Gene Ontology annotation, biological process: protein import into peroxisome matrix. The record is from RefSeq and is a predicted model, not a curated record. NCBI's taxonomy places the organism in Eukaryota, Metazoa, Arthropoda, Branchiopoda, Diplostraca, Daphniidae. The coding region runs from base 1 to 675 and encodes 224 amino acids. Gene Ontology annotation, molecular function: zinc ion binding. The transcript has a single exon.
AUGUCAAACGAUCAAUCAAACUCCAGCGACGAGUCGGCCAAUGAAAAUCUGAAUCCCGUUUCCAACAUGGAGGAUAACGACGAACCGACUGCUCACGUAAUAACCGACGAUGAAUCAGCUGAAAUGGCAAAUCCCACGUCCAGCCUUUCAACUGACGAUCUACCUGACGAUCUACCUGCUGUGAAUGACCCGACGGUGAAUGAUGAACCUGCCAUUCCCUCCGGAAGUUCCGGUCCCCAACACCAACCGAUGAAUUACGACCACGGUGAAUGCGCCAUUUGCAUGAGUCCCCAAACGGACAAAUCACGACUCGAUUGCGGCCACGUCUUUUGUUUCGACUGUCUGGUCAGCUGGUGCCGCGUCAAGUUGGAGUGCCCGACAUGCAGGCAACCGUUCAGCCAAUUCGUUCACAACAUCACUUCGGGAUCGUCCCAGGGCGAAGUUUUCACACCCGUCCGUCCUCCCGCACCACCAAGACGGAGAAUGGUAUUUCGUGCUUUUUCGGUGUACGAUGGAAGUCGUUGGGUCACCUUGAACGAUGGAAAUGGUGGGUUACCCUUGAACGAUGAAGCCUUCCACCGAUUCAUGGUGGCAAUGUUAUUUCCUGGAAUCAAUCUGCUCAGUACCGAUGAUCAGCCCGACCCACCCAACGAUCCUUCCAACGACUUGGACUAA